AUGUCUCUUGUUUCCGGCCCAGGAAAAGGUGGUGCUGGAAAGCACAACCAAGGGCUGUUCGUGGAAAAGCACGUUGAUUAUAUCAAAAGCCUUGAUAAACGGAAAGACGAAUAUGAAUAUUGGUUGACAGAGCACUUACGGCUGAACGGUGUCUACUGGGGCCUCACUGCUCUCCAUCUCCUUGGAUACCCGGAAGCUCUUCCCCGGGAUGAAACAAUUGACUUUGUCCUUUCUUGUCAGCAUGAAAAUGGAGGCUUUGGUGCGGCUCCGGAUCAUGACCCCCACAUGCUGUACACGGACCGCAUUACUGGUACAUUCAAGGGCGACGAGUGGGGGGAAACCGAUACACGAUUCCUUUAUGGGGCAUUUAAUGCGCUGUCAUUGCUAAAUCUGCUCCAUAUGGUUGAUGUCGGUAAAGCCGUGUCUUACGUACAAUCAUGUGCCAAUUUUGAUGGGGGCUACGGUAUCCGGCCAGGUGCCGAGUCGCAUUCUGGACAAAUUUUUGUCUGUGUCGGCGCUCUGGCUAUUGCUGGACGACUGGACCUGGUUGAUUCCGAACGCCUUGGUGCAUGGCUAAGUGAGAGGCAGCUGGAUCAUGGUGGUCUAAACGGCAGACCAGGAAAGAAAGAGGAUGUCUGCUACAGCUGGAUCCGCAACUAG
Molecule: messenger RNA, 660 nt
Organism: Uncinocarpus reesii 1704
Lineage: Eukaryota; Fungi; Ascomycota; Eurotiomycetes; Onygenales; Onygenaceae
Product: type II proteins geranylgeranyltransferase beta subunit
Exons: 4
Coding region: 1-660 (219 amino acids)
Biological process (GO): protein geranylgeranylation
Cellular component (GO): Rab-protein geranylgeranyltransferase complex
Molecular function (GO): Rab geranylgeranyltransferase activity
Source: RefSeq, a predicted model, not a curated record